Messenger RNA from Papaver somniferum (opium poppy), 771 nucleotides. Its product is annotated as argininosuccinate lyase, chloroplastic-like. Gene Ontology annotation, cellular component: cytosol. NCBI's taxonomy places the organism in Eukaryota, Viridiplantae, Streptophyta, Magnoliopsida, Ranunculales, Papaveraceae. The transcript has 3 exons. The record is from RefSeq and is a predicted model, not a curated record. Bases 1 to 771 code for a protein of 256 amino acids. Gene Ontology annotation, molecular function: argininosuccinate lyase activity.
AUGGAUUGUAAUGAGACCUUUGAAAGAAUUGCAACUAGAGAAGUUAUUCUAGAAAAGAAAUUAGAAGAAGCGUAUGUUAAAACGGAAGAUCUUGUAUGUUUUGAUGAAUAUGAUCUAGGAGACAUUUUUAGUGGGCUUGGGAGAGGGUUUGAUCUUCUUACUAGAAUGUUUUAUGCGAACAUGUAUGAUGUUAAUCUCGAUAAGAUGAGAUUUAAAUCAAUGAUUGGGGGAGGAAAAAUUGUUGUUAAUCGAGAUUUCAUCUCGGAACUCACAGAUAUUCCUCUUGACCGUGACUUCGUUCUGGAAUUCUUGUCAGCGAAUUCAAUUAUAGCUAUCCAUCUUUCUCGACUUGGUGAAGAAUGGGUUUUAUGGGCGUCGGGGGAGUUUGGGUUCCUUACCCGAAGUGAUGCAGUCUCCACCGGCAGUAGCAUCAUGCCUCAAAAGAAGAACCCUGACCCAAUGGAACUUGUUCGUGGAAAAUCUGCCAGAGUUGUAGGAGACCUUGUCACCCUUCUUGUACUUUGCAAGGGACUUCCACAAGCUUACAACCGUGAUCUACAUAAUAUUCCAUUUAGGACUUCCCAUGAUAUAGUUGGACGAUCAGUUGCAAUGUGUGUUUCAAAAAAGUGUGAGCUACAGGACUUGUCCCUUGAUGAGUUGAAAAGAUUAAGUCCAAUUUUUGAGCAAUUUGUUUAUCUAAUCAUUCAGGCAAAGGAACUGGGGCUUUUCCAUGGCUCAAUGGUUGCUUUUUGGCAGUUAAGGGUAUUUUAG